Molecule: messenger RNA, 1035 nt
Organism: Trichoderma reesei QM6a
Lineage: Eukaryota; Fungi; Ascomycota; Sordariomycetes; Hypocreales; Hypocreaceae
Exons: 2
Coding region: 1-1035 (344 amino acids)
Molecular function (GO): oxidoreductase activity
Source: RefSeq, a predicted model, not a curated record
AUGUCCAUCAAGUACGCUAAAGACCAGCCUGCAGGCUUCACCAACCGCAUCGAGCGUGUGGCUAUUGUCGGUGCCGGAGGACAAGUGGGCAAACACAUUGCCGAAGAGCUUCUCAAGACUGGCAAGCACACCGUCACUGCCAUCACCCGCAUCAACAGCGCCAGCGAGCUUCCCAAGGGAGUCAAGGUCGCUCAGGUAGACUACGAUGACGAGGACACCAUCGUCGACGCCCUCAAGGGACAGCAAUUCCUCUUCAUCUCCCUUGCCGUGACGGCUCCCAAGGAUGCCCAGGCCAAGCUCAUCGACGCCGCGGGCAAGGCUGGCGUGCCGUGGGUCAUGCCCAACUCGUAUGGCGCCGACUACGCCAACAAGGCGCUGCAGGCGGACAUCAUGACCCAGGCGGGCACCGAGGCUGGCGUCGCCGCGGCGGAGAAGGCCGGCUUGUCGUGGAUCUACAUGUCGUGCAGCUUCUGGUACGAGUACUCGCUUUCCAUGGGCAACGCGUGGUACGGCUUCGACAUCCCGGAGAGAAAGGUCACCUUCUACGACGACGGCAAGACGCGCAUCAACACGUCGACCUGGCGUCAAUGUGGCCGGGCUGCGGCACAGCUGCUCAGUCUCAAGGAGCUGCCCGAAGACGAGAAUGACCAGUCGGUUACCAUCUCUCACUGGCGCAACAAGGCUCUUUACAUCUCUAGCUUCCUCAUUUCACAGCGAGACAUGCUCGACAGCCUCAACAGGGUGCUGGGCACCACCGACGCCGACUGGCAGAUUGAGUACGAGCCAAGUGAUGUUCGGUACAAGCGAGGCCUGGAGCUGUUCAAGGGUGGCAACAUGCUGGGCUUUGGAAUGGCCAUGUACUCGCGGGCCUUUUAUCCCAACGGCGACGGCAACUAUGAGGCCAAGUAUGGCCUGGCUAACAAGGCGCUGGGACUGCCGGAGGAGGACCUUGAUGAAGCCACCAAGCUGGCGGUUGAGAUGGCCGAGGCGGGCUUUGCUGCUAAGCGGUUCCAGGAAAUCGCCAAGCGUCACUAA